Hibiscus syriacus is the source of this 1039-nucleotide messenger RNA. Its product is annotated as adenylate kinase, chloroplastic-like. Gene Ontology annotation, cellular component: cytoplasm. Gene Ontology annotation, molecular function: AMP kinase activity; nucleoside diphosphate kinase activity; ATP binding. The transcript has 7 exons. Gene Ontology annotation, biological process: nucleoside triphosphate biosynthetic process. Bases 110 to 997 code for a protein of 295 amino acids. NCBI's taxonomy places the organism in Eukaryota, Viridiplantae, Streptophyta, Magnoliopsida, Malvales, Malvaceae. The record is from RefSeq and is a predicted model, not a curated record.
GGCGGUUGUUUGAAGUAAGAAGUGAUAGAUUAUCCUCCUCACUUCGUUCAGAUUUGUCCACAGAUAGAGAGAGAAAGAGAGAGCAAAGGGAAAGGGAGAUACAUACACGAUGCUAACAAUGGGCAGCAGCACUUGUUUGUCUCCCUGCAUCUCUUUGUCCCCAUCUCUUUCUCCUCAUCCCAAGUUCCCAAACCUCAACCCUAAUCCGCUCCUCCUUUCCCACCCUUCUUUUGCUCCCAUUUCCCUGCGUUCCAAUCAAACCCCUUCCCGUUCCAAGAAGCUCCUCUCCCCUAAUGCCACCAACUGCUUCGUUGCCGCGUCGGCUAAAGGAGAGCCGUUGAAGGUUAUCAUAUCAGGGGCUCCGGCUUCUGGUAAAGGUACCCAAUGCGAGCUCAUCACCCGAAAAUAUGGUUUGGUGCAUAUUUCUGCCGGGGAUUUAUUGAGAGCAGAAAUUGCCGCCGCUAGUGAAAACGGCAAGCUAGCAAAGGAAUACAUGGAGAAAGGGCAAUUAGUCCCUAAUGAAAUUGUUGUUAUGAUGGUCAAGGAGCGUCUUCUGCAACUUGAUUCUCAACAAAGGGGUUGGCUUUUAGAUGGAUAUCCUAGGAGCUCAUCACAGGCAGCUGCUCUCGAGGAUUAUGGGAUCCGUCCUGAUGUUUUCAUUUUGUUGGAUGUUUCUGAAGACAUUCUUGUUGAGAGAGUGGUUGGACGAAGGUUGGACCCUCUUACCGGGAAGAUAUACCACUUGAAAUAUUCACCCCCGAAGAAUGUCGAAAUUGCAUCCAGGCUUACACAACGAUUUGAUGAUACUGAAGAGAAGGUGAAGUUGCGGCUGCGCACACACGAUGAAAAUGUGGACGAUGUUCUUUCUGUAUAUAAAGAUAUCACAGUCAAGGUUAAUGGAAACAUGGCGAAGGAAAAUGUGUUUGAACAAAUUGAUGCUGCUCUUACACAUGUAGCUGAGCAAAGGAAGGUCAAUUCUGGAUCUCUAGCUGCAUAAAUAAAAACUAUAUUUAAGAGAUAGUUUCUUGGUGGUUCACAU